Ustilago hordei is the source of this 801-nucleotide messenger RNA. RefSeq lists its product as uncharacterized. The transcript has 2 exons. Bases 1 to 801 code for a protein of 266 amino acids. The record is from RefSeq and is a predicted model, not a curated record. NCBI's taxonomy places the organism in Eukaryota, Fungi, Basidiomycota, Ustilaginomycetes, Ustilaginales, Ustilaginaceae.
AUGGGUAACACAAACUCUGCUACGGUGAAUCGCGACCCGCCCAAGGUCCAUCGUGAUCUGUGCGGCCUGCGAUACGACAACAGGUUUAGCUUUGCUUGGAACAAGCCUCGAGGCAUCACUACGACGUGCUUCAACGAUGUUGUACUCGAGCCACUAGCAACGUGGGUGUUGCUGCUCGUUCUUCUACCGUUGCUAGCGCUGAGCCUGAGACGCACCAGGUCGAGCUCAAUUUGCUCGUCAAGGUUGAUCAAUUACAGAUCAUCGACAUACCGAAACGAACACAAGUUCAGCGGACGGCAUUCCAGAUGGCGCACAGCCUUGGAUGUCAUAUACAUGCUUCUGGUUGUUGCGGCGUUGCUCAUGAACAUUCUUCAGUUUGUAAGAUUGGUACUGGCAGACCGUGGCGCCGGACUGCUCCCUUUCAACUUGGCAGGCAUCUUGAUCGUCCUCGUCCUUAUGCACCUUCGCACCCCAGACCUCGGGGCAGUCAGCUCGACGAUUUUGGCAUUUUGGACAAUGCUUCUCGCUUUCACAGCAGUGGCGUUACCGGGAAUGGCCAAGCUGGAAGGUAUCGAGGAUCGCAAAGGCACUGAAUAUUUGCUGAGUGACGAGAAGAUCGAUGUUGGGGUACAGAUUGGACUGUAUGCAGUAUCUUGGCUUGUCGAAGCCUCUCGGUUGGUCAAGAGGUCGGUUGCAGCUCGCAAAGAGUCGAGAGGCUCCUCGAAGCUGCCUGAAACUCCCCACAACGACGGUCUCGCAAUGUCGCGAUCAGUCGAAGACAAGGCCGUUGCAAACGCCUAA